CCGGUAGUUACCAUCUUCCGGUUACCUCUUAUGAAUUAAACACAACAACAAUUACGGAUUGCAGGCCUAAUUCAGAUGUAGAUAUGAAAAGUCUAAUCUAGGUGAUCAAUCUAAACAAGACUAACACAUCAUGGUUAAUUAUUCAAAAUAACACAAGCAAUUCCAAAAAGAUAUUAAAAUCAUCAACUAAAUAAUCAAUCAAAACAUAGUCAAGUCGUAGGGUUCGAUUUCCCCGGAACUAGAAUAAAGAAACUACUCGUUCAUAGUGUUCAAAGACAUAAUCAAAGAAUUAAUUACACAAGAAAGAAGAAAAGAAAAGAGAAUAAAAUUCUUCUCUAAUGUUCGCUUGCACGGUUGCUGUUUUGCUCGCGAUCCCUUUUCUCUCUGUUAUUCUCCAGCCGCAAGAAAGUGUUCCCAGGUCAAAGAAUAAUGAAUAAUGUCCCACGGUCCAAGCAUGAAAAAGAAUAAUCCCCUUUCCUAAUCAAAACAAAUUGAUAUAUAUCCAAAUAUCUCACGUCUCUAUCCUCUAAUUAAAUCCUGGUCAACAUGGUCUUCCCAACUUAGGCCCACUUCAACUCUACAGCUUGCAGCCCAAUUGGAUAAAUUUUCCUGCCAUAUACGUAAAUUGCAUGGGCUUCUCCAUGUGUAUGGGCCCGCUGGGUCAGUACGGGGGUAGCUGGGUCAGUACGGGACGACCCCGUACUCGCUGAUAACACCACUCGUCCUUCUUCCGAACAUCCACACCACUUCGUGCAACAAAAAUAGCUCCAAAAGUACUGAAAAUCACUCAAAAAUUCAUCAAGGCACGAGAGUUGAUAAUAAUAUCAAAUAAGUCAAAAGAUGCACAAAUGUAGAGAGUUAAGCGUGCACAAAUGCAACAUUAGACCAUUAAUAUAAGCACGAUUUCCGACGAAUCAAUGGUGAUACUUAUCACUUGAUUGCAAAGAACUGCAACCAUUUUUGCAAGAAUGUGUGUUUCAAGCUGACCGGAAAAAGGAUCCCGAAAUGGGUGAAUCGGCUGGCCCAAAUGGGGUCUAUGUUCAACUGCGUUCUACCGGAUAACAUUAAGGUUAAUGCCGUGCAACACAACCCAAAAAACCGAUCCUAUAACGAUAGCGAGAAAAUGAGGCUAAGAAGGAGUUUCAAUUCUCUCUCGUCAAUCUCUACAAGGCAAAAGCACCUUUCGACUUCUUCAUUGUUGCUACAGUCCCCUUUGAAAGGGUGCCUAUGCCCGUGGGAACUAAAGAGAUCCGUAAAUGGUUCCCUAAAAGCGUGGAAAUUGAAAAUGGCCAGUUUGGAAAAUAUUCAGAAUGGCCCUCGUCGGUUUUUAGGACUUUAUUUUUGUGGUAUCAGGCAAAAUGAGCCAAUUGAUAUCAGCUCUUUGAGUUAAUUAUGUGUUGAUCAUGAACAGUUUUUGUGCCCAUCAACCUCCACUAGUAUAGAUGUGUGUAUUCUUAUGUUAGUGACAGAUAAUAUAUGAAUCAACUAGAUUUUACCUACAUAAAUGUAUCACCAUGUUUGUGAUUUGUUUGUUGCUGUAUUUCUUGUAUAUAUGGAAUUUCUUGUUGGUGCAAGCAUCAUAAGAUAAUUUAUGUUCUCAUGCUNUGCAUGUUGUU
Molecule: messenger RNA, 1616 nt
Organism: Striga asiatica
Lineage: Eukaryota; Viridiplantae; Streptophyta; Magnoliopsida; Lamiales; Orobanchaceae
Source: the annotation of a GenBank genome assembly